This is a messenger RNA of Penicillium brasilianum, 1446 nucleotides long. The record is from the annotation of a GenBank genome assembly. NCBI's taxonomy places the organism in Eukaryota, Fungi, Ascomycota, Eurotiomycetes, Eurotiales, Aspergillaceae.
AUGGCCAUCUCCGAUAUGAAUAGUCUAUUGAACUUCACGACAUUCCAGAAUGUCAUCAAUAAUCAACUGUCCUCGACCGCCGUGACUCGUAAUGGUAUCAAUCCAGCCACUGAAGAGCCCAAUCUCGAGGUCCCUAUCGCCACUAAGGAGGAUCUCGAUAACGCAGUCCAAGCAGCCCGCACGGCUUUCAAGUCUUGGUCUAAGACUUCUUUCCAAGAGCGCCGAGCUGCCCUUCAUGCCUACGCCAAUGCGAUCGAAGCUAACAUCGAUGGAUUCUCUAAGACUCUCACCAUGGAGCAGGGCAAACCAUUGAGUCAGUCUAGGACUGAAGUCGGUAUGGUGGGCACGUGGAUUCGGGGACUCAGCAGCAUUGAGAUUCCCACAAACACCAUUGAAGACACCGAAGACCGCAAAAUCAUCCAACGUUAUACACCUAUAGGGGUGGCGGGUGCGAUUGUGCCUUGGAAUUUUCCGGUGCUCCUAGCUAUCGGGAAGAUCGUAUCUGCUGUGUAUACCGGAAACACAGUUAUUGUGAAACCAUCACCGUUUACCCCAUACUGUGGUUUGAAGCUAGCGGAGCUAGCAACUCAAUUCUUCCCACCGGGUGUAAUCCAAUGUCUAAGUGGAGACGACAGUCUGGGGCCUAUGAUGACUGAACACCCUGGUAUCGACAAGAUUUCCUUCACUGGAUCAAUUGCCACGGGUAAGCGUGUCAUGGCUAGCUGUUCUAAGACCCUGAAGCGUGUUACACUUGAACUGGGUGGAAAUGACCCAGCGAUCAUCUGCGACGAUGUGGAUGUCGAUGCGAUAAUCCCCAAGGUCGGAGUUCUCUGCUAUUUAUGUAGUUCCCAGAUAUGUAUGAUGAUUAAACGGCUCUAUGUGCACGAGAAGAUCUACGACCAGUUCUUACACAAAUUACUCGCAUUUGUCAAGACUCUCAAGGUUGGCGAUGGCACCGAAACCGACGUUUUCUUCGGCCCGGUCCAAAAUAAGAUGCAGUUUGAAAAAGCUAGGAACCUCUUAAAUUCCAUCUCCACCGAGAAGCUCAAGGCUGUGCUUGGGGGCUCGGUCGAAGAGUCAAAGGGAUACUUUAUCCAGCCAACGAUCAUCGAAAACCCUCCCGAGUCCUCGCGUGUGGUUCAAGAGGAGCCUUUUGCACCUAUCCUUCCCGUUAUGCAGUGGUCGGAUGAAGAGGAUGUGAUCCAGAAGGCUAACGCGAUGGGAACGGGAUUGGGCGCCUCGGUCUGGAGCAAGGACUUUGGCCGUGCUACUCAUAUCGCGGACCAAUUGGAGUCAGGUAUGGUCUGGGUGAACACGCACUUUGAUGUUUUGCCUACGGUACCUUUUGGUGGGCACAAGCAGAGUGGUAUCGGUGUUGAAUGGGGUUUGAACGGACUAUUAACAUACUGCAACUCGCAGACACAAUGGUUAAAGCAGACCCUGUAG